AUGGGCUGCGUUAAAAGUAAAGAGAACAAAAGUCCAGUCAUUAAAUACAGCACUGAAAACACUACAGAGCCUGUCAGUACAAGUGCCAGCCACUAUGGAACAGAACACACUUCUAUGGCACCAUCGUCUUCAGCAAAGGGGACAUCUGUUAAUUUUAGCAGUCUUUCCAUGACACCUUUUGGAGGCUCCUCAGGUGUGACACCUUUUGGAGGAACAUCUUCCUCAUUCUCAGUGGUGCCAAGUUCAUACCCUACUAGUUUAACAGGUGGUGUUACUAUAUUUGUGGCCUUAUAUGAUUAUGAAGCUAGAACUACGGAAGACCUUUCAUUUAAGAAGGGUGAAAGAUUUCAAAUAAUUAACAAUACGGAAGGAGACUGGUGGGAAGCAAGAUCAAUUGCUACAGGAAAGAAGGGCUAUAUCCCUAGCAAUUAUGUAGCUCCUGCAGAUUCUAUUCAAGCAGAAGAGUGGUAUUUUGGCAAAAUGGGUAGAAAAGAUGCUGAAAGAUUACUUCUCAAUCCUGGGAACCAAAGGGGUAUUUUCUUAGUAAGAGAGAGUGAAACUACUAAAGGUGCUUAUUCCCUCUCUAUUCGUGAUUGGGAUGAGGUAAGGGGAGACAAUGUGAAACACUACAAAAUUAGGAAACUUGACAAUGGUGGAUACUAUAUCACAACUAGAGCACAAUUUGAUACUCUGCAGAAACUGGUGAGACACUACACAGAACAUGCUGAUGGUUUAUGCCAUAAGUUAACAACUGUGUGUCCAACUGUGAAACCUCAGACUCAAGGUCUAGCAAAGGAUGCUUGGGAAAUUCCUCGAGAAUCUUUGCGACUUGAAGUUAAAUUAGGACAAGGAUGUUUUGGUGAAGUAUGGAUGGGUACAUGGAAUGGAACCACGAAAGUAGCAAUCAAAACACUGAAACCAGGUACAAUGAUGCCAGAAGCUUUUCUUCAAGAGGCUCAGAUCAUGAAAAAAUUAAGACAUGAUAAACUUGUGCCACUGUAUGCUGUUGUUUCUGAAGAGCCGAUUUAUAUUGUCACAGAAUUUAUGUCAAAAGGGAGCUUAUUAGAUUUCCUUAAGGAGGGAGAUGGAAAGUAUUUGAAGCUCCCACAACUGGUUGAUAUGGCUGCUCAGAUUGCAGAUGGUAUGGCAUAUAUUGAAAGAAUGAAUUAUAUUCACAGAGAUCUCCGGGCUGCAAAUAUUCUUGUAGGGGAAAAUCUUGUGUGCAAAAUAGCAGAUUUUGGCUUAGCAAGGUUAAUUGAAGACAAUGAAUAUACUGCAAGACAAGGUGCAAAAUUUCCAAUCAAAUGGACAGCUCCUGAGGCUGCAUUGUAUGGUCGAUUUACAAUAAAGUCUGAUGUAUGGUCAUUUGGAAUUCUGCAGACAGAACUAGUAACGAAGGGCAGAGUGCCAUAUCCAGGUAUGGUGAACCGUGAAGUACUGGAACAGGUGGAACGAGGAUACAGGAUGCCUUGCCCUCAGGGCUGCCCAGAAUCCCUACAUGAAUUGAUGAAUCUUUGUUGGAAGAAGGACCCUGAUGAAAGACCAACAUUUGAAUAUAUUCAGUCCUUCUUGGAAGAUUACUUUACUGCUACGGAGCCACAGUACCAGCCAGGAGAAAAUUUAUAA
Chrysochloris asiatica (Cape golden mole) is the source of this 1626-nucleotide messenger RNA. RefSeq names its product v-yes-1 Yamaguchi sarcoma viral oncogene homolog 1 (gene YES1). The record is from RefSeq and is a predicted model, not a curated record. Gene Ontology annotation, cellular component: extrinsic component of cytoplasmic side of plasma membrane. Lineage: Eukaryota; Metazoa; Chordata; Mammalia; Afrosoricida; Chrysochloridae. The coding region runs from base 1 to 1626 and encodes 541 amino acids. The transcript has 11 exons. Gene Ontology annotation, molecular function: non-membrane spanning protein tyrosine kinase activity; signaling receptor binding; ATP binding. Gene Ontology annotation, biological process: cell surface receptor protein tyrosine kinase signaling pathway; cell differentiation; protein phosphorylation.